AUGGACCAACGAAGAAAGGACGCUCUCAAAAGCUACCGGGAUAAAAUGCAGAGUCACGAGAACUCGAGCCAGAGUCUCAAGAACUUGCGAUUUUCGUUGAAAGAUCUCGAGACUGACUACGCGAAGACCGAGGAUGACAUCAAGGCCGUGCAGUCCGUUGGGCAGAUCAUUGGAGAGGUUAUGAAACAACUAGAUGACGAACGAUUCAUUGUAAAGGCAUCGUCAGGACCUCGAUAUGUCGUCUCUUACCGCCCCGCCCUACCAGCAGAGAAACUCAAGACAGGCACACGAGUUUCCCUUGACAUGACCACCCUCACAAUCAUGCGUAUCUUGCCAAGAGAAGUAGAUCCUAUGGUUUACAAGAUGAGCUUGGAAGAUCCUGGAGGUGCAUCGUUUGCGGGUAUUGGUGGCUUGGGUGAGCAGGUACGAGAGCUGCGUGAGGUGAUCGAGCUACCGCUGCUCAGCCCAGAACUUUUCCUACGGGUUGGUAUCAAGCCUCCCAAGGGUGUCCUCUUAUACGGUCCUCCAGGGACGGGCAAAACCCUCCUCGCCCGUGCUGUUGCAGCCACUCUCCAAACCAAUUUCCUCAAAGUAGUAUCCUCUGCUAUCGUCGACAAGUACAUUGGUGAGAGUGCCCGAGUUGUGCGUGAGAUGUUUGGGUAUGCAAGGGACCAUGAGCCCUGCGUCAUAUUCAUGGACGAAAUCGAUGCCAUCGGUGGAAGGAGGUUUUCGGAGGGUACCAGUGCAGACCGUGAGAUUCAAAGAACAUUGAUGGAGCUAUUGAAUCAAAUGGAUGGUUUCGACUCCCUAGGACGAACAAAGCUCAUCAUGGCAACAAAUCGGCCAGACACUCUUGACCCUGCUCUCCUCCGUCCUGGUCGACUAGACCGGAAGAUUGAAAUUCCUCUACCGAACGAACAGGCACGAUUAGAGAUUUUGAAGAUCCAUGCACAACCCGUGAACAAGAGCGGAUACAUUGAUUAUGAAGCAAUCGUGAAGCUCACGGAUGCAUUCAAUGGUGCUGACCUGCGGAAUGUGGUGACAGAAGCAGGCAUGUUCGCCAUCAGGGACGACCGAGAAUACAUCGUCCAAGAAGAUCUCACUAAAGCUGCACGGAAGGUCAGCGAUGCUAAAAAGCAUGAGACCAAGUUAGAGUAUUCUGCAUAG
Suillus subaureus is the source of this 1167-nucleotide messenger RNA. Its product is annotated as P-loop containing nucleoside triphosphate hydrolase protein. NCBI's taxonomy places the organism in Eukaryota, Fungi, Basidiomycota, Agaricomycetes, Boletales, Suillaceae. Gene Ontology annotation, molecular function: ATP binding; ATP hydrolysis activity; proteasome-activating activity. The transcript is spliced from 9 exons. Gene Ontology annotation, cellular component: proteasome regulatory particle, base subcomplex; cytosolic proteasome complex. Gene Ontology annotation, biological process: positive regulation of RNA polymerase II transcription preinitiation complex assembly. The record is from RefSeq and is a predicted model, not a curated record. Bases 1 to 1167 code for a protein of 388 amino acids.